Molecule: messenger RNA, 2026 nt
Organism: Megalobrama amblycephala (Wuchang bream)
Lineage: Eukaryota; Metazoa; Chordata; Actinopteri; Cypriniformes; Xenocyprididae
Gene: rhbdl2
Product: rhomboid, veinlet-like 2 (Drosophila)
Exons: 8
Coding region: 359-1246 (295 amino acids)
Cellular component (GO): membrane
Molecular function (GO): serine-type endopeptidase activity
Source: RefSeq, a predicted model, not a curated record
UCAGGUGUGGCGGUUUGCGGAAGCUCAGGUAAAGAGUCUACCAUACUUUGGCGGGUCAGAGGUUGCUUUUUUGCUCAACAAGAGUAAACAUAAAACGAUCCUGCAGACCCUCAAGUUAGGAACAAGAGGAAGGAAGACUGAAACCGGAAAAGCUGGAUGAAGCCUGUAAUUAUCGUCCAGGGAAAGCGUCUUUUAGUCCGUGAUGGUCACGAAACUAUUUUUGUUUAUCUUAUUUUGAAAACAGAGACUUUUUUGCCUCUUUUCAAAUAACCAACAACAUUAAUGAGCACUGGUCGGCGCGCGCUCUUAGAGAAAUCUCUUGUACUCGCGUGAGGUGGUGGAUCGGAAGAAAGGAGAAAUGGGCGAUAAUGACAUCGAAGAGCAAGACACUUUUCCCGUAAAGAGGGAUGAAGAAGGUGAUACUCGAGCAAAUCCGAAGAGAAGUGGUCGCAGGGUAGAAAAGAUACAUAAGAAUGUUUCGAAAUGGAUUCUUCCCGAGGAGUUACGGGAGACGUAUUUGGAGCGAGCGAACUGCUGUCCGCCACCGAUCUUCAUCAUCCUCAUCAGCUUAGCGGAGUUAGGAGUGUUUAUAUACUAUGCGGUAUGGAAGCCUCAAAAGCAGUGGAUAACCCUGGGUACAGGGAUCUGGGAGAGUCCUCUUACCUAUAAGCCUGAACAACGCGAGGAGGCAUGGCGGUUUCUCUCCUACAUGUUUGUACAUGCCGGGGUGGAGCAUAUCAUGGGAAACCUGUUAAUGCAGCUUCUUCUUGGCAUUCCCCUGGAGCUGGUGCAUAAGGGCUUUGAAGUAGGCAUGGUCUAUAUGGCAGGAGUCCUUGCAGGCUCUCUUGCCAGCUCCAUCUUUGAUCCUCUCAGUGCUCUUGUGGGCGCUUCGGGAGGUGUUUAUGCCCUCAUGGGAGGUUACUUCAUGAAUGCUGUGGUGAAUUUCAGGGAGAUGAUUCCACUUAUGGGAGUGUUUCGCAUUCUUGUAAUUGUUCUUAUUGUUGGAACAGAUGUUGGAUUUGCUAUUUACAGAAGGUUCUUUAGCCACGACGUUGCCAUGAAGGUCUCUUUUGUGGCCCAUAUUGGUGGUGGAGUAGCAGGCAUGACCAUUGGUUAUGUCUUUUUCACCAACUACAAUAAAGAGCUCCUCAGGGACCCACGCUUCUGGUUGUGCAUUGUGGGAUACAUCGCCUUCUUCUUGUUUGCUAUAAUUUUCAACAUCUUCCUGUCCCCAGCACCCGCAUGAGGAGGAUGUGUGUCUGUGAUAGUUGAAGUCAUGCAUCAGUUCACAAUGGACUUUUUAUUAUCAUGGCUUUUUAAAAAAAGCAAGUCUCAGGUCAAUAUAACUGUCAGACAAGACUCUUAAGGUUGUAUGCUAAUUCUCUACAUGCAUAUCUAAAGUAAAUGUAAUUUUUAAAUCCAAAUAUUUCCUUUUUGGUUUUGCUUAAACAUAUCUCCUCAAAUAAUGUAGAUCCUCAGGAACAACAACAACAAAAAAAAUUAUAUUUUGACCUUUUUUGUAUGUGUGUGAGACCAUUUAUUUUGUAUUCACAAAAUUAUUGAGCCCUUUACAUGCUGGUCUACAAACUGAAUUCGUGACUAAGACAGUUCAAUUUAAUUGAAUUUAAUUCAUUUGAUGGGAGCCAAAAAUAAGCUUUGUAGUCAAAAAGAAUAUACUUGCCAUGUAAUUUUGUUGCUGCUGUUGUUGUUUUUCUCCAUAAAACUCCGUUUUACUUAGAAAUUUUAAAUACAUUUCUAAUUUCUUAGACUCAGAAUAUUGGAAGUGUCAGUAGAGGGCAGCACUGAUCAGCAAGUGGACAGACCUCAACCUGAGGUCACAACAAUGUAGUUUUUUUAAAUGUGGUGUUGCAUAAGUUAUUGACCUAUAAUCAAUAGGAAAUUGUGUCAAUUCAGUUAUAAUGACAUGCAUCACUACAUGAUUAUCGUAUCAUUUUGUUUCAGGGUUUAGGUUGGAAAUGUCAUUUUUUUUUAAAUAAAAUAAAACAAUGUACUAAAAUUUUUCAAA